This is a messenger RNA of Vitis riparia (riverbank grape), 1005 nucleotides long. Its product is annotated as thioredoxin 1. The transcript is spliced from 2 exons. The record is from RefSeq and is a predicted model, not a curated record. Gene Ontology annotation, molecular function: protein-disulfide reductase activity; oxidoreductase activity, acting on a sulfur group of donors, disulfide as acceptor. The coding region runs from base 172 to 741 and encodes 189 amino acids. Gene Ontology annotation, cellular component: cytoplasm. Lineage: Eukaryota; Viridiplantae; Streptophyta; Magnoliopsida; Vitales; Vitaceae.
AGUGAGGACUGAGACUCCGAGGACGCCACCACCCCCUCAGCUAAUAUUCAAGUCAUCGUCAUCUUAAGUGCCUUACUCUGAGUCUCUGACCACCAUUUCCCUAACCCUAUAUAUACUGACGAUUGAACCUUCAUUUUCUCUCUCUAAAUCAUACACAUUUCUCUCCCAUCAAUGGCCACUGCGUUACAUUUUGUCAUCCUCCCUUGUUCUUCUUCCUCCAAUCCCCGUGCGGCUUUGCUGCCUGGGGUGGUGCCGUCGCCGACAGUCGUAUCGGUAGGCCGGAGUUCUUUUUCGUUGCCAGAAUUCUCGGGUUUGAAGAUCCACACCAAUUCAAAUUCUGCUUUGGCUUCAUUGAAUUCGAGGACUUCGAGGGUUUUUCGUCGAGGAGGGCGAAUUGUGUGUGAAGCUCAGGAGACGGCUCUUGAUGUUCCUAUUGUGACUGAUACAACAUGGCAGUCACUUGUUCUCAAGGCCACUGGCCCUGUGCUGGUUGAGUUCUGGGCCCCAUGGUGCGGCCCCUGCCGUAUCAUCCAUCCGGUAGUAGCUGAACUCUCUGAAGAGUAUGCAGGGAAGCUCAAGUUCUUUAAACUGAAUACUGAUGAUAGUCCUUCAAUUGCAACCCAAUAUGGAAUCCGAAGCGUCCCAACAACCAUGAUAUUCAUCAACGGUGAGAAGAAAGAUGCAGUCAUUGGUGCAGUGCCUAAAACCACACUAACUGCUAGCAUUGAGAAGUUUUUGUAGAGGUGGGUAAGCAAAUGUCUUUGCAAGGUUCUUCAGUCUUAUGUCUCUUAAAUGUUUUUCAUGUUGCAAAAUGAAUAUGUUUCCAUGAAAGUUUAUAGCAGUUUUGUGUAGUUUUCAAGGCUUUAUUGCUCAUGUUUAUGCGUGCGUAAGUCAAAAUUUUAAUAUUUUUCUUUCUCAUCUGAGCUUCUCCAAUAAGAAUGUUAGCUGAAUAUUUGCUUUAUAUAAAUUGCAUGACCAUUUUGGUGGGAAUUGCUCUUUUGUCAA